AUGACUCAGAUCUACCAGCACAUCCUGGCCUUGGUAUUUGCAGUAAAGGAAAUCAGUGAGAAUCCUCAGCUUUUACCCAACAUCACCUUGGGAUUUGACAUCUAUAACAACUAUUUCCAUCCAGUCCAGACCAUCCAAGCCUCCAUGGAACUUCUCUCCACACAGGACAGAUUCAUCCCGAACUAUAAAUGUGACACACAGAACAAUCCAGUAGCAGUUAUUGGGGGACCCAACUCCAAUAUCUAUCUUCAUAUGGCAACCAUCCUGUGCAUGUACAAGAUUCCACAACUCAUUUAUGGUUCUACUCCAGAUGUGAACAACAAAGCAGAAGAUGUUUUCUUCCACUGGAUGUUCCCCAAUGGGGCUCAUCAGUACUAUGGCCUUCUCCGGUUAUUACGGUAUUUCCGGUGGGUAUGGAUUGGAGUGAUUUAUCUGGAUGUCGACAUUGAAAAAACAUUUAUACACAAUGUACUUCCCAUGUUUUCCCAAAAUGGAAUCUGCUUUGACUUCAUACAAUCAUUACCAAAAAUGAGUUCCACUAUUGACAUCACAAAAUACGUAAAUGAAGAAAUCGAGCUAUGCCACGUUGUCAUGAGAAGCACUGCUACUGUGGUGGUUUUUCAUGGUGAAUUUCAGACCACAAUGAGGUUGAGAAGUUUACUCCAUUAUGCAGAAUUUGAGGAGUUACCAGUGAAGACAAAAGGUAAAGUCUGGAUCAUGACAGCCCAGAUGGACUUCACGUCAGACGCCUAUCAAAGACUUUGGGACGUAGACUUCAUCCAUGGUGCUCUAUCCUUUGCAGUUCACUCCAAGGACAUGCUAGGAUUCCAGAAAUUUCUCUGUCUCAGACACCCUUCCAUUCAAAAAGUGGAUGGUUUUAUCGGGGACUUCUGGGAACAUGCAUUUAACUGCUUCUUUCCUGACAGAAAGGUUAGGGGAAUCUGCACUGUGUUAGACAAGAAUGUUGAAGAAAUGUGCACAGGGACUGAGAAGCUGGAGGCCCUUCCUAGCUCUGUCUUUGAAAUGAGCAUGACUGCCCACAGCUACAGCACUUACAACGCGGUGUACGCAGUGGCACAUGCUUUGCAGACCAUGCAUUCAUCGAAAUCCAAGCAUGUACCUGGGAAGGAUGGAGGGGAAGGGACACGUCAAAAUUGGCAGCUGUGGCAGGUUCAGCCCAUUUCUCAGUGUAAUGAGGAGUGCCAUUCUGGAUAUAAUCAAAGAAAGAAAGAAGGGAAGCCCUAUUGCUGCUAUGAUUGCCUUCCAUGUCCAGAAGGAAAGAUUUCAAACCAGAAUGAUCUGGGCAACUGUUUUCAAUGUCCGGAAGAUCAUUACCCAAAUGACAAACAGGAUCUGUGCCUUCCGAAAGUUAUAACCUUUUUGUCUUAUGAGGAGCCCUUGGGGACCAGCUUGUCCAUUUUCUCUCUCUCCUUUUCUUUCAUCACAGUUUUGGUGCUCGGAAUAUUCAUGAAGUACCACAACACACCCAUCAUCAAAGCCAAUAACCGGCAUCUCUCCUACACUCUUCUUAUCUCCCUCCUCUUUUGCUUCCUUUGUGCUCUACUCUUCAUUGGCCGACCCGAGAAGGCGACGUGCCUCCUUCGACAAACGACAUUUGGAAUUGUUUUCUCAGCGGCUGUCUCUUGUCUGUUGGCCAAAACCCUCACUGUAGUUCUCGCAUUUCUUGCUGCCAAGCCUGGAUCCAGCAUGAGGAAAUGGUUGGGGAAAAAACUGACAACCUCCAUUGUCCUUGCCUGCUCCCUAACUCAGGUUGUUCUUUGCAGCAUGUGGCUGGCCAAAUUCCCCCCAUUCCCUGAUCUUAACAUGCACUCCGUAAGGGGAGAAAUCAUAGUGGAAUGCAACGAAGGGUCAGACAUCAUGUUUUAUUGUGUCCUGGGCUACAUGGGCUUCCUGGCCUUUGUCAGUUUUGUUGUGGCUUUCCUUGCCAGGAAGUUACCAGACACUUUCCAGGAAGCCAAGUCUAUUACCUUCAGCAUGCUCCUGUUUUGCACGGUCUGGCUGUCCUUUGUUCCAACCUACCUGAGCACAAAGGGGAAGUAUAUGGUGGCCAUGGAGAUCUUCUCCAUCUUGGCCUCCAGUGCUGGAGUACUGAGUUGUAUUUUUUUCCCUAAAUGCUACAUCACUAUGAUAAGACCUGAUCUGAACAAAAGGGAGCAGAUGAUAAAGAGGGGGAAAUGA
Molecule: messenger RNA, 2199 nt
Organism: Eublepharis macularius
Lineage: Eukaryota; Metazoa; Chordata; Lepidosauria; Squamata; Eublepharidae
Product: vomeronasal type-2 receptor 26-like
Exons: 4
Coding region: 1-2199 (732 amino acids)
Biological process (GO): G protein-coupled receptor signaling pathway
Cellular component (GO): membrane
Molecular function (GO): G protein-coupled receptor activity
Source: RefSeq, a predicted model, not a curated record